Bactrocera oleae (olive fruit fly) is the source of this 3083-nucleotide messenger RNA. RefSeq names its product Phosphatidylinositol glycan anchor biosynthesis class X (gene PIG-X). Gene Ontology annotation, biological process: GPI anchor biosynthetic process. Gene Ontology annotation, cellular component: endoplasmic reticulum membrane. Lineage: Eukaryota; Metazoa; Arthropoda; Insecta; Diptera; Tephritidae. The record is from RefSeq and is a predicted model, not a curated record.
AUAUUUUAAUGCUAGUUUAUGCUGGUUUUCCGUUUUUUUACUUCUUCGUUAUAUCGCUAUUUGUGAGAAUAGCUGUGAAUAUCUUCUCCCUGCUAGUAAGCAGCUAUUCGCAGUUAAGAAACAGACCUAAUAUAUCGAAGAAUUAUCGAUAACUUUCUGGCUAACAGCUGUCAUAAUAGGGCCAGCUGAUUAGUUCUAAUUUUAAGUCUGUUUUGCCGGUAUGUGAGUAUUGUGGUUUUUGUCGAAUUUUUAAAUAUAGUUAUAUUUAAUAUAAAGUUAUGAUUCCUGUUGCGAUAUACACUUUUUCAGUACUGCUUCUGUUGCCUAAAGGUCACAGUUGCAGUCAAUCGCCUGCCAAACCUAUUGUGGGUUUGCAGUUAAGCGAUACUGGAAUGCACCGCGAUCUCAUAUACACUGUUCAGUUUACUAAUGCGUUAUCUGAUAAAAGCUGUGAUUACAUUCUGGAGCAGCUCCUUCCUGCUGGUGUCUACAUUAGUGUUGAUCAAAUUGAUGAUUUAAAACGUUUACAGGCGAUAAACGGUAUUUUUCCGGAAUUUGUUGAUAUUGAGUCGCCAACAGAGAAAUCUAAAUCUUUUACUAUCAUGUUAAAAGGUGUGCCGCAAUCAACAGACAUCAUUAAAUUGCCUAUACAUUAUCGCUACCAUGCCCCGAGUAAAAAAUACAAUAAAUUCGCCACUGUUGAAAUACCCAUUCCGAAAUUGUAUAUAAAAUGCAAAACGCUUGAAGACAACUCUAUUGAAGAAUUAUUGGAGACAGCAUCUAAAUAUAAUUAUUGUCUAAAUGAACGUAGCUUAAGUUUUGAAACCAAAAUUAACGAAAAUAAUAGUAAUUCAUCUCCAAAAGCAAAUUUCGCUGUAUACGAAAACUGUGACUGGUAUUUAAUUGACGUUCAUUUUCAACUUAAAACGGAUUUACGAGCUGACAUACCUAUAGGAAAUGAAAAGGCUUUCCCUCCUAUUUUAUAUGCUACAAUAAUCAUAAGUUGGAUUAUAUCGUUAUAUACAGUCUUUCGCACACAUUCUAUACCUCGACGCAUUAACUAUAAAUUAGAAGAACAACGAAUUUUGCAAAACAAAAUGAAGUAACAAUGCAUGAUAUACAGUUAUAUAUUAUAUAUAUUUAAGUAUAAUUGCAUUUUACAUUUCAGUACAGCAUUCUGAAAAUAUUUUCCAAAGCUUUUCAAGUAAUAUAUGUAUUAAAUAAUAAGUUUAUCUACAAGUCAAAGAUAAAUAGCAGUAGUAAAAAAUAAACCAUUACAUAUUAACUUAAACAAAAAAAUUUUAUAAACUGCAGAUUUUAGAUUUGUAAAAAUUUUAAAUAUUUACAUACACUCAAGAUGUGACCCGGGCUGGGUUGAUACAACCCUUUUUAAGUUCACGGACAAUCUUAAGUUUUUCUUUAGUUUUAAUAGUUUCAAAAUUGAAGAAGUCCUUUGCAGCACCCUUUGAACAGUAGAUAAGCUCACUUUAACACCAGCAUUUGCCCUGAUCUUGGCGGUCGAUUCAUGAGAGUUGGAUGCUUUUCUCAAAAUUGCUCUCUUGUUAACAUCGGAAAACACUUUAUUGUUACCGCCUUAAUAUUAUCGACCGUACUCCGGCUUUUUACGCAAGAAAUUGUAUAUAACUUUUCCACUUCUGCCAACUUAUUUCGAUAUUUCAAUUAUUGGAAGCUGUAAAAUUUCGGAAACUUCGAUUACUGCUUUUUUUCAACCGAUACCGAUAAACAACCUUUAAGUCGAAUUAAGGUUACUUAAUAAGGAAAAAGAUCUUUAUCAGAUUAUGAUCGGUCAGUUUGUAUGCCAGCUUUAUGCUAUGGUAAUCAUAUUUGAACAAUACUAUGGUAUAUUCGCAGAUUGUAACUUUGCUAGAAUAGACAAAGUGUCGUGGCUGAAUCGACUCAGCUCUUUAUGCUGAUUAUUUAUGUUUAUACUCAUAUAUACUUUAUAGGGUCUCCGACGUUUCCCUCUGGAUGCCAGAAAAUUCGAUGCAAAUUUAAUAUACCCUGCUCAAGCCAUGUAAGUUUAGGAGGAAUACGAAAUUCCAACAUAUCGACAUAAAGAGAACUCCUUUUUAUACCAUCUAAAUUCAGGACCGUAACAGUUAUGGGCAAAAAAAUUAUUUUUCAAUUUUUAUUUUUUCCUCACAAAAUAAUCCUUCUGAUUUGAUUUUUAUUCUUCGCUUACAAAAUGAAAGUUAUUUGAUAACUAAGCUUGGAAAAGCACAAAAUUAACUGUCAACGAAAUCAUGUAAUGCUAGAUCCCAGAAGCGACCAUAGGGAGAGCGGAGAAAGGUGAGUUGAUUGCUGAGAUCUAACCCUGUUUGUAAGAGUUUCUGUUGUAGAUUUACACCAAAAAAAUAGUGUUAUUAGAUGAGUAAAUCUCAGACGUGUGCUAAUUCCUUAACGUUUGACAGUUGUACACGGCAAAAGCCCGCAGUAAACAAUUAACCACCAAAUGAAAGUAUGACCCUGAGAACCUAUAAAAUAUAUAUAUAUAAUGGAAUAUAUAUAUAUAUGAUAUGUAUGCAAAACACUCAGCGUGCCGAGCUGAGUCGAUCUGGGGAAAAGGAACUCUUAAGAUCGGACCACUAUAGCAUAUAGCUGCUAUACAAACUGAUCGCUCAAAAUCUUGUAUGUACGCUGUUUUUUUUUAUGAACUGUAUUAUAGCUUAAGUGCAAAAGAUGUUAACGUUCUUUCUUGUUUUUUUAGAGAUGUUAAUAUAUACAUAUAUAGAUAUUUAGAUAAUGUAUUUAUUAUAUUUUCUUUAUAUGCUAUCAGUUCUUAAUAAUGUUGUUUUAAAGUUAUCGAAUACCAAUUUACUCGAAUUUAGUAACAGUAGCCUCUGUAUCUUGCCCUAUCCUUUCAAUUGUCUGCGAUUUUGUGUUUGUGGGCAAAUUCGUGGGAUCAUUCCAUGGUUGUAUUGUCGCUUGACCAAAUAUGAUGAAUAAAGCGUUACAUACCAAAUAAACGCCGGCUGUUAUAUAGAAAACGAUUCGCCAUUCGCUGGGUUCCUCCUGUGACAGGAAAUUUUAAAGAAAGUAUUAUUAGUAAAAAAUAUUAGUGC